AUGACAGUCUCUUCCACUGUCCAGCCUCUCAAGGCCUCUGUGCCAGCGGUUGCACAAAUGGCAGAUAUGCCUCAUCGUACACUCAGCAAGUCGAUGACCUUUGCCAAUCUAGACCAAUACCAAUAUUGGCAUGCCGUCGGUCCUAUGCUGGGGAGGAUGCUUUCCAACGGCAACUACAGCAUCCAUCAGCAGUAUGAAUAUCUGUGUCUCUUCGCACAUAUCAUAAUCCCAAAGCUGGGACCAUUCCCAGGCGGGAGAGACAUAUACAAAUGUCUGCUCGGAGGCACCGGCUCCGUGGAGCUCAGUCAGAAUGUCCAGAAAUCAGGCUUGACUGCACGCAUUGCUUUCGAGCCCACAAGCUACAUUGCUAGCACCGGAGUCGACCCGCUCAACCGGCACACGGUGCACGCUACCCUGGCCGAAUUGAGGGCUAUCGGGUCUGCCACCAUCGACAUGGAGCUGCAUCAAAUGCUCGUCUCCGAGCUGACGUUGACGGACCGCGAGGAAAGGCUUAUGUCCCCGGGACAGAUCUCCGGAACUGCGUGGAAGACGCAAAUUCUGCUUGCUUUAGAUUUGGGACAGUCCGGCGGCAUCACGGUCAAGGAGUAUUUCUACCCAGCACUCAAAGCCUCCGUGACCGGGCAAAGCGUGGCCAAGUUGUGCUUUUCUGCUAUUCGGAAAGUGGACAAGGAGGGAAUUUUCGAAUCUCCGAGUAAGGUCAUCGAGACCUAUAUGCAAACUCAAACCCAGACAGAUCUCUACUUUUUGUCCUGUGAUCUAGUCGAUCCAGCGCAAACUAGGAUUAAGCUUUACCUCAUGGAGCUCGACAUGAGGCUGGCAAAGGUUGAGGAGCACUGGACAAUUGGCGGCAAGCUCAACGACGAAGAGACUUUACUUGGGCUGCAAAUGCUGCGAGAGUUGUGGGUGGAGUUUGGGAUUAUUGAGGGCUUGCGCAAUGAGCCGGAGCGGCCAUCGCUGCCCGGGGAUCCCGACACUAUUGUUCCAUUCAUCAUGAACUACGAGAUGAAUCCCGGCGAGGUAUUGCCCAAGCCCAAAUUCUACUUCCCCUUGGUUGGCAUUUCGGAGCUGAAAAUUGCCAACGUGCUCACUGCAUUCUUCGAACGCUACGAUAUGCCUGAGCAGGCCGCAGUCUAUCGCGAUAAUUUGCAGACAUACUACCCCAGCAAGGACUUGGCUGUCGCAACGGAUCAUCAGGCUUGGCUGUCCUUUUCAUACACUAAGAAGAAAGGACCGUACCUGACUAUGUACUAUCACUAG
This is a messenger RNA of Penicillium roqueforti, 1278 nucleotides long. It is a transcript of the gene cdpNPT, whose product is annotated as putative dimethylallyl tryptophan synthase. Gene Ontology annotation, biological process: alkaloid metabolic process. NCBI's taxonomy places the organism in Eukaryota, Fungi, Ascomycota, Eurotiomycetes, Eurotiales, Aspergillaceae. Gene Ontology annotation, molecular function: transferase activity, transferring alkyl or aryl (other than methyl) groups. The record is from RefSeq and is a predicted model, not a curated record. The transcript has 2 exons. The coding region runs from base 1 to 1278 and encodes 425 amino acids.